This is a messenger RNA of Carya illinoinensis, 561 nucleotides long. RefSeq names its product ammonium transporter 1 member 1-like. Gene Ontology annotation, molecular function: ammonium channel activity. Gene Ontology annotation, cellular component: membrane. NCBI's taxonomy places the organism in Eukaryota, Viridiplantae, Streptophyta, Magnoliopsida, Fagales, Juglandaceae. The coding region runs from base 1 to 561 and encodes 186 amino acids. The record is from RefSeq and is a predicted model, not a curated record. The transcript has a single exon. Gene Ontology annotation, biological process: ammonium homeostasis; ammonium transmembrane transport.
AUGGCAUUACCGAGCUGCUCAGUUGACCAACUGGCCCAGUUAUUGGGCCCAAACAUCACCGACGCCAUGGCUGCCACAGGCUACCUCCGUGACCAAAUCUCCAUCAUCUCUAACAAGUUCACCGACAUGCUUUUGCCAUGGGGUUACCUGUUCGGGUUUGCCUUCACCUUUGGCUCUUCCUCCAACGGCUUCAUCGGCCGCCACUUCUUCAGACUCAAGGAAAUUCCUUCAUCGUCCUUCGACUACAGUAACUUCCUCUACCAGUGGGCCUUCGCUAUGGUAGCUGCAGGUAUCACUAGCGGCUCCAUCGCCGGGCGCACCCAGUUCAUCUCCUACCUCAUCUACUCCUUCCUCACUGGUUUCAUUUACCCUGUUGUAUCCCACUGGAUUUGGUCCCUCGAUGGCUGGGCCAGUGCUUUCAACACAGAAAACCUUUUGUUUGGCAUUAGCGUGGCCACGACCCUGUCCGGUUGCACCACGGCUCUCACCACUCUCUUCGACAAGAGAAUCCUAUCCGGCCACUGGAACGUGACGGACAUGUCCAACGGAUUACUUUGUUAA